Messenger RNA from Diabrotica balteata, 1860 nucleotides. NCBI's taxonomy places the organism in Eukaryota, Metazoa, Arthropoda, Insecta, Coleoptera, Chrysomelidae. The record is from the annotation of a GenBank genome assembly.
AUGCCGCCGCAGCAGAUCAUAGUGCCGUGGCUCUGCUUUCUUUUGAUGACUGUGUUAGUGCCGGAGGUGAGUGCUAUGGGGGGUCUGUGCCCCGUUGCGUGCACGUGCAAGUGGAAAGGUGGUAAACAAACUGUAGAGUGCAUGGAAAGAGGACUUAUUACGAUUCCUGACAGUAUAGACCCCGAAACGCAAGUGCUCGAUUUGUCCGGAAAUAAUCUGCAAAUCCUCCAUCGCGAAACGUUCAACAGGACUGGAUUAAUUAAUCUUCAAAGAGUGUUUUUGAGAAGCUGUCGUAUCGGCCAAAUUGACAAUUUAGCCUUCAGGGGAUUAACGAAUCUAAUUGAACUUGAUUUGUCACAUAAUCUUCUUACUGGCAUACCGACAGGAACUUUCAAAGAUAUUCCGUUUCUGAGAGAUUUAAUUAUAUCUAAUAAUCCUAUCCAAAAAAUCGAAUCGCAAGCUUUUCAAGCAGUUCAUGGAUUAGUUAAAUUAGAUUUGUCCAACUGUGAAAUCCAAAAUGUAGCCCCCAAAGCUUUCGAGGGAAUUGAAAUGCUGGAAUCCCUUAAAUUGAACGGCAAUCGACUUUCCGAACUUCGCCUACGUACGGUCGAAACCCUUACCAGACUUCAUGGGGUUGAGCUCCAUGACAACCCCUGGCAUUGCGACUGUCGCUUACGAUCCGUCAAAGAGUGGUUAGUCAGAAAUAACAUUCCUUAUCCUGAAAAUCCAGUGUGCAGUGGUGGACCUGAAAGAGUUAUACAUAAGACAUUCGGUGAACUUCAUAUCGAUGAUUUUGCUUGCAAACCAGAAAUACUUCCUGUGAGUAGAUACAUCGAAGCAGUGUCCGGUGAAAACGCCACUAUUACUUGCCGUGCCAACGCAGUACCUUCAGCUCACGUCAAAUGGUACUGGAACGGUAAACAGCUAAUCAAUAAUUCCAUUUUCACACCACAUCAAAUGAUACAUAUCUACGAAGAAGGCAAGCAAGAAAAAAGAAGCAAUUUAGUCAUAACCAACAUUCAAGAAGGCGAUCCUAGUGAGUUUUAUUGUGUUGCUGAAAAUCGCGCUGGUAGUUCCGAGGCUAACUUCACUUUAAGAGUGUCUCUUCGUCCUUUGGGAAUAACUUCUCUUGGUAACGGCCAAAUUGCAGGCCUUAGUGCUGCUUUAGUGUUCCUAAUUCUUUUCAUAUUGAUCGUCAUAUCUAUUUUACUGCUCAGACUCAGAAGACUGCCUUUCACUGAGAGCAAAACCCCAGGCCAGAUAGAGAAACCACCUCGAUUGAAUGAUAUUCCGUAUUCUACUGUGCAUUAUAGUGGAAAUGGUAGUGUUGUUACUGGUUCUUGUUUCGUGUCUCCAUCUUCAACAUCCGGUAACAAUCCUGACUUAAUAAAUGAUACUAAAGGUGGAGAAAUAGUACCAACGGCUGUAGAGAAUUUUGAUCGACCUCUCAGUGGAGAAUACAGUCGAAAUCCAGACUCAUUAUAUCCUUCUGGAUUGUGGGACAGUGAACACGGUCCUUCCAACACCAGCUUCCAGUAUAACGACAAGACGCCCAUAAUGCACGAUGGAACCAGCACCGGUGGUUCUAUCGAAGAACUGACGUUUCGUUUAGCUCAAGGUACUAACCGUCUAGCGGCCUACCCAUCGGAUUACGGUCUUCCAAUAGCAGAAACCAAAACUGAAAACAUAUCGAUACCUGCGUCUCAAGUGAACCUACCAGUAAACGCAAAGACUUUAAGAGUGUGGCAAAAAGGUGCUGUACCAGUAUUACCUCCAGUUACAGCUUUGAAAAGAGUGCUCACCAGCAAUAGGAACUCACCCGACGAAGGCUACCAAGAAGGUUGCGGUACCGAUGUUUAA